UCUUGAACAAGAAUAUUCUGAGUUACAAGCAACAACAAAGUGUCAAGCAGAAGAAAGUAGAAAGUGUCAGAAAAAACAAAAUAAAUUAAUUCAAGAAUUGAAAAUGCGUUUGGAGAAUGGGAAAGAGGAAAA
This is a messenger RNA of Mesocricetus auratus (golden hamster), 132 nucleotides long. RefSeq names its product GRIP and coiled-coil domain-containing protein 2-like. The record is from RefSeq and is a predicted model, not a curated record. NCBI's taxonomy places the organism in Eukaryota, Metazoa, Chordata, Mammalia, Rodentia, Cricetidae.